Messenger RNA from Capronia coronata CBS 617.96, 756 nucleotides. RefSeq lists its product as uncharacterized. Gene Ontology annotation, molecular function: DNA-binding transcription factor activity. NCBI's taxonomy places the organism in Eukaryota, Fungi, Ascomycota, Eurotiomycetes, Chaetothyriales, Herpotrichiellaceae. The record is from RefSeq and is a predicted model, not a curated record. The transcript has a single exon. Gene Ontology annotation, biological process: regulation of DNA-templated transcription. Bases 1 to 756 code for a protein of 251 amino acids.
AUGUCGACCGUCUUUGAUACUACCUUCCUCCCGGGAGGCGAGUUUCUCGCUUCCCAGGGUGAUUUCUUGGACUUCGAUACCAACUUCCAACCAACUAACUACACCGCUGUCUCUGGGAUGACGUCGAAUGAUGGCACCGUUUCUCCGUCCGAUCUCUUCAAGGAUGAUUCGAUCAUCAUGUCGGCCCCGCCAUCUACUGCUUUCCCCAACUUGAGUACUCCGGAGUCUGGCUACCUGGAGUCUCCGGCCAUGGCCAGCAGCGGCCUGAACACCUCCCCAUUGGAAGAUGGACUUCUCGAUAGCCAGCUUAACUUUGCCGAGCUUGAUAACAUGGCACCAUUGUUCCCACAGAAUGGCUUCGAUCAAUUUGCUCAACAGCUCAUGUCAACUGAUCCGGCUCCAACCAAGCCGAGCUUCAGUGCCGUGAAAUCUCAGCCUUCUGCCAGCCCGUCUCCCAUGGUCAGACAGAAAUCAUCUCCCGGCCGACCGCCGUCGAUGCCUUUUGCACAUGGGCACAAACUCUCGGAAAGUUACGGUAUCAACAAAUCCUCGUCAAAGUCGCGCAGCAAGACCUUGCCCGAAAUCAAGAUCGACAGUGAAGAUGACAAGGAAACUGCCAAGCGGAAAAAGAACACUGCUGCCGCUCGGAAGUCUCGGCAAAGAAAGCAAGAGGCGGCUGAAGCUGCCGAUGCAGAGAUUCAGCGCCUUCGAGCCAUCAUUUAUCGUCUGGGAGGUGAUCCCGAUGCGGAAGUUUGA